This is a messenger RNA of Dujonia railenensis, 1050 nucleotides long. Lineage: Eukaryota; Fungi; Ascomycota; Pichiomycetes; Serinales; Debaryomycetaceae. The record is from the annotation of a GenBank genome assembly.
AUGAUUGAAGAUGAUCGUUCGAAGGACAUGUGUCCUAUCUGUAAGACAGACAGAUAUCUCUCACCGAAUAUGGUUUUCCUUAUCAAUCCUGAAUGCUAUCAUAAGAUCUGUGAAUCAUGUGUAGACAGAAUAUUCUCCUUGGGACCAGCACCUUGUCCAUAUCCCAAAUGCGGUAAAAUAUUGAGAAAGAAUAAAUUCAAAAGGCAGGUGUUUGAUGACUUGGUGAUAGAGAGAGAGAUCGACAUACGGAAAAGAGUAAACUCAAUUUACAAUAAGACCGAAGAAGAUUUUGAGCUGCUAGAAAGCUUCAAUUCGUAUCUAGAAGAUGUGGAAAACAUUGUUUUCAACUUAACUAAUAACGUAGACGUUGAACAAACAACAAAAGAUUUAAAUAAGUACGAAGAGGAGCAUAAGAUUGAGAUCCUUGAGAAGAAUAUGAGAGAAUCACAGAAGAAUGCCGACUUUGUAAAAUACCAAGAGUCUAUUGCCCAAUUAAAGCAUGAAAAGAUGAGAAUACAGCAGCAGAUGGAAUUGGAAGAUUUAGAGUACCAGAGGCAGCAGAAACAGGUACUUUUGGAUAAGCUAGCUUCGAACCCUGGUGGAUCAUCGGAAGAACUUAUUGCACAAUCAAACAGCAACAUUUUGAAACGUUCAUCCUUGAGAAAGAGACAGUUCCAGCAGUUAACUAACCAAUUGGAUCAACGAAUUCAAACCUCUAACCCAUUCAAAAGAGGCAGAAGUAGUGAGUCCGAUGAGGUCGGUUCAAGCACUCCAUUUACUCCAUUUAAAGGUGAUCGUGACCUUAACAAACGCUAUACACUCUUGGACACUGGUAAGACAGACGCUGACGUGAGUACUGGCACGUAUCACGAUCCAUACGUAUCUGGUUUGGCCAAGAAUAAGGAAUUUUUAGGUGCUGGUUGGAGAUUAGAAUUAGUAUUCGAGAGAGCGUUGGAUGAAGCAUUCAUGGGAAUGGGGUGCUUUAUUGAUAAGGAGAAGGAAUUGAAAGCUGAAGUGAAAUUGGAAGGAGGAGAUGGUAUUUCUGUUUAG